AUGAGGAACAUUAGUUCCUUAUGGCGAAGGGUUGCCAUCGGCGUCAUCGUCCUGGCAAGUUCCAUGUCCAAUGGCUCGGAGAACGCAGCUGCCGCCUCCGACAACGUCACCUCAAACGUCACGACUGGAGCCGUGGCGUCAUCAGCCACCAACUACAACCCGGCCGAUGUCGGUCUGUACGGCGCCUAUCCGCCCAUGCACCCUCUGCUGAGCCUUGUUCUCUUCGGCAUGACAGGCUGGGGAAACAUCUUCCUGUGUGCCGUCGGUAUCAUCGACAUCGUCUGGAUACUGCUCUACGCCCCGACUGCCAUUUACAGCGUGGAACACGGGGAGUUCCCCGGCGAGUGGUGGUGCAUGGCGCAGGGAUUCUUUAUCCCUUUCCUGGGCACCCUCUCGGCCUGUCUGCAGACGGGCAUGUGGGUCUGCCGAUACAUACAGCUCGCCUUUCCGCUCCAGUACCCCUCAAUGCUGACCAACCGCCGCACCGCCAUCGGCAUAGUCACCUGCAUCCUCGUUGCCCUGACGCCACCUCUGGUGCAAGUUGCCCGUCUAGGAGCCGUGCGGCUGUGGAUAGCGGACGUGGUCUCCGCCGACAUCACAGCGCCCGUGAGCCUGAUGGUGCCCUGCGCCAUGGGAGGCCCGGAGAUGUGGGCCAGCCUCUGCCUGACCGUUUGCGCCGUGUUCACCAGCUGCUUCCUCUGUGGCCUCGUCAACAAGGUGGUGAAGGACGUCGUGGACAACAACGCCGAACUGACCGGGGUCGUCAACGACCAGUUCCAGCACAAACGGAAGGCCGCGAAGACCUUCACCAUCAUAUUCGUCCUACAGUUGGUGACGUGGCUGCCGGCCGGGGCUGUCGGCAUCCUGACAUGGGCUGGCAUCCUCUCCCUCUUCUCACGCGUGGUCGCCAUCAUCGCGGACAUCUUCCACGUCUUCAUGAUGACCAGCACGUUUUCGGACUCCAUAAUUCUACAUCUACGCAAACGCGUCUAUAGCCGCGCAGUUCGGAAGAUGUACGAGCAGAUCAUGAAGCGGUUUCGGCCAGACGUCGAAAUCAGCAACCGGCUGCCGCAAGACAUCCCGAUGCGCACAAUGCGUACUGAGAACUCUUAG
Molecule: messenger RNA, 1113 nt
Organism: Branchiostoma belcheri (Belcher's lancelet)
Lineage: Eukaryota; Metazoa; Chordata; Leptocardii; Amphioxiformes; Branchiostomatidae
Product: trace amine-associated receptor 13c-like
Exons: 4
Coding region: 1-1113 (370 amino acids)
Biological process (GO): G protein-coupled receptor signaling pathway
Cellular component (GO): membrane
Molecular function (GO): G protein-coupled receptor activity
Source: RefSeq, a predicted model, not a curated record